UUGUGGGAGCUUGUCCAGUCACGCAGUGUGUAAUCGGGUCUGCUUAGCGCGCACUACACUUUAGUUGAACUAUCCUCCGUGAAAAGCUGCUCUAGGGGCAACUGGAACCCGAACAACUGACCCAGAUAUGAGUGGAAUCUGCUGAGCAUGUGGGUAUUCGGUGUUCAAGCACUUCCAGCACACACACAGACACGCACACACACAGACACGCACACACACGCACAGACACGCACACACACACAGCCUGAUCAUGGCGACAGCGGCCGACGGCUGUCCUCCGGACCGGCGGGGCUGGGUGGAGUUCGUGGAGAACGCCUCGGGACCCCGGACGGAGCCCCCAGCAGUGGCUCAUGGAUUCUUGGAGUCUAGCUCCGCCCCUGCUGAUCCUUCAUCAGCUGGCUUGGCUCCGCCCGCACCGCAGAACGCCUGGGUUCUGUUUGAUGAGAACCCCUGGGCCUCCCCUCCACCUCCACCUCAGGUAAAAGCCCGCCACAGUGUUUGCUCGACGGCCAGCUUCUGGAGCACUGCACCCACUUCAGAGAGCAGUUGGACCGGCCAAUCGGAGCAGAGCUUGGCCAGCAGUGGGGCGUCGCCCUGUGACCUCAGCUCUGUGGACCCCGGCCCAGAGGAGCCGUCACUCACAAGUGCCGACGCGUGCACAUUCUCCAAAGACGAGGGCAUCGACGUGGACUCGCUCAGCUGCAGCUCCGGCGGCCGGCAGACGAGCAGCAGCCCGUCGGACGCGGCCGGCCGGCUGACCUCCUGGGUGACCUUCGAUGACGACGCCACCGGCCCGCAGCCGCCCCUCCCUCCCCCCGGGCCGUCCCCUCCUCCCGGCCUCCAGGAUGGCAACGGUAACCACGUGGUCGCCCGGGCUCGGAGCCAGAACCAGGGGCCGAACGACGGGCUCACGCAGCCCCCCCGGGACCCCCCGCCGGCUGGCGCCCAGCCUCCGGGGGACGGCAGCGCCUCCUACGCCAAGAGGAACCCGUUCCUCCACGAGGCGUUCAGUGACGUCAAGCCCUCCAGCCUCAACCCCUUCAGCUCCUUCUUCGGGGGCGGGCAGGAGGUGGGGCACGGGUCCCCAGCAGGCGGUCGCCACCCUGAGCCCGGCUCGGACUCAGGAGGAGGGGGAGGGGGGGGAGGAGGAGGAGGAGGAGGAGACCUUUUCCAGGACAGCCCCAUCACUAACGAGCUGCACUACCUGCGGAGCCUGCAGCCCUCUGACCCCGACGGCCCCGGUGGUGGGGGUCCCUCCGACGGAGACGAGGGCGUGGAGGAGGGCGAGGAGGCGCUGGAGCGGCCGGAGGAGGAGGAGGAGGAGCCCUACCUUCCUCCCCACAUGGUCCCCCAGGACGGCUGGGCUAUGCUGCUCCGCAUCCCGGAGAAGAAGACCAUCAUGUCGUCGCGCCACUGGGGGCCCAUCCACGUGCGCCUGUCGGACGACGGCUUCCUGCGGCUCUUCUACGAGCGCGGGCUGGACGCGCCCUUCAGGUCGCUGCGCCUGCUGCCGCAGCACCAGCUGUCGGAGCCCCGCCUCCAGAGCUACGAGGACGCCGGCCGCGUGCACACACUGAGCGUGGAGCUGCUGCAGUACCGGGAACGGCGGCGCUCCAAGCUGCCCGCCGCGCUGUCGCCGCUGCCCGCCGUCCUCACGCCGCUGCGACAGCAGCUGGUCAAGCUGGCCACGCCCUGUUACCACGACUACCUGAGCUGCAGACACUCGCUGCUGCAGCUGCUGAGGCGGCUGCCCGGCCCCCCGGGGCCCCCGGCCCCCCCGGGGCCCCCCCCCCCCCCGGGGCCCCCCGCCCCCCCGGGGCCCUCCGAGGAGGAGAUGCACGUGGAGGUGAGGGACGAGUUCUACGGGGCGGCGGCGGCGGGUGGCGGGCGCGUGGAGCAGCAGCUGGUCAUCACCCGGGUCAGCGUGCUGGCGCUGGUCUCAGGCCAGCCGCGCUGCCAGCUGGGGCUCAACGACCUCCAGGUGAAGGGGAAGGAGCUGGUGUCUCGCCGGGACAUCGUCCCCAACAGCACCGCCCGCUGGAUCCGUCUGGACGGCCCCGAGCUGCACCCCCUCCACGCCGACUCCGCCCACUUCCUGUCCACGCGCGCCGUGACCUUCACGCCCCCGCCGCGCUGCCGCUUCGAGCUGCUCCGCUUCCGCACGCCGUUCUGCGGGCGGAGCCUGCCCUUCAGCCUGCGGACCACCGCCGCCGUGGCGGGGGCGGAGGUCGUGCUGCAGUCCUGGCUGCUGAUGGCGCCCGGGGGGGAGGAGCUUAACGCCGUGCCCUGUGAGGACGUGGCGAUCCGGUACCCCAUCCCUGAUAUUUGGGCCAAGAUCUUCCGGCGGGAGGGGGUGGGGGGGGAGCGCUCCCUGAAGGCGCGCUUCAACAAGGGGGCGGGGCUGGGCUGGGCCAGCUCCUCGGGGGCGGGGCUGGGCUGGGCCGGCCCCUCAGGGGCGGAGCCUGCCAUGAGGGUGACGCUGGGCACGGCCAAGUACGAGGCCGCCUUCAGAGCGGUGGUGUGGAGGAUCCCCCGCCUCCCCGACAAGAACUCAGCGCUGGGUCACCCGCACACCUUCUUCCUCCGCCUAGAGCUGGGCUCGGACCAGGAGGUGCCCCGGGUGCUGCAGCGCCACCUGGAGGUGGAGUUCGACAUGCCGGCCGCCGCCGCCUCUCAGGCCACGGUGCGCUCGCUGUCCGUGGACGACCGGCCCGACGUCAGGAAGUGGAUCAACUACAAGGCCCACUUCUUCUACCAGGUCCCCAUAGAGCAGAAGAGGGAGGAUAUCCCGAACACAGGGAACACGCCUGCGGACCAGCCGGGAGAAUGUGCACAUCAGUGACGAGUGGCCUAGUGGAUCCACUGACUGAACUCCUUAGAGCGAUGUGGUGGAAAAGAGAUACAGGAAACAGAACAGGGAAACUUUUUGCACUUUGAAUCAAAGCCACCUGUUUUAUGGCAGGACUUGUCUUUAGGGCCGGGUUUAGCUUUAGGGCGUGUCUUGUCUUUAGGGCGGGGCUUGUCUUUAGGGCGGGGCUUGUUGGUGUUACCUUCACAACAAUGAGGUUGCUGGCGUCUUGUUUAGCACGAUUCCGGCUCACAUGUAAUACCAUAAAACGAACGGCUGUUUUUGGCCUGUUUGAGGUACAUUACUAACUGAUUAUGGAUUAUUAAUCUAUAGCAUUAUCGUCAGGGUGGAAUUCUAUUUUUACUUAAAUGUAUGUAAUCUAAGGGACAAACUGAGUGGGUUAGCUGCCUAUCUAAUUUGCUAUGUGCCAUGUGAGAUUACAGACACACAUUUUGUACUUUUCUAUCGGAGGGUUGCCCACUUUGUUAUUGUGGCCUUAUUGAGUGUAAAAUGAGCUGCAGUGGUCUGCAACCAAGCGGUACAUGUUGGCUUUGUUUAACUGGAUUGAACUGGAUACUGAAAGUGGCGUUAUAAGGACCCUGUUGUUCUGUUAUGAAUGAAUUAAGUAUCUUUAUGAACAUGCUUGAACAACAGUGUGGUUUCAAAUGUGCCUGCAGAGUAAGGUAUGGAUGUAUUCAUUUAUUCUGCUACAAAUCAAUAUCAUCUCAAUUAUGAUGAGGAUUACAUGGAAAUGUGUCAAUAUUAAUACAAUUUGCUUUCAGUAUAUAAACCUUUGGUUUGGUCAGUAUUUGGCUUACAUUCUCAGUACGAUACAUUAUUUGGUAAUGCUAAACAUAGCUUUAUGAUGUCAAGAUCAAAACCGUUUUGUGUCUUAAAUGUUUAUUUUUCCUCUUUUUACUUUGUGUGAACCUCAUUUCCAAUGUGCACCUAUACUACUAAUGGACAGCAGUGGCAGGCUGACGAAACAAGCUGUACUGAUCCUGGUCUGUUGAUGAAUAAUUGAUUAAAGUGUUUUCUAGCUUU
Gadus macrocephalus (Pacific cod) is the source of this 3892-nucleotide messenger RNA. RefSeq names its product stonin 2 (gene ston2). The record is from RefSeq and is a predicted model, not a curated record. Gene Ontology annotation, biological process: regulation of endocytosis; clathrin-dependent endocytosis; synaptic vesicle endocytosis. Gene Ontology annotation, molecular function: clathrin-cargo adaptor activity. Gene Ontology annotation, cellular component: synaptic vesicle; AP-2 adaptor complex. NCBI's taxonomy places the organism in Eukaryota, Metazoa, Chordata, Actinopteri, Gadiformes, Gadidae.